This is a messenger RNA of Fusarium odoratissimum NRRL 54006, 921 nucleotides long. RefSeq lists its product as uncharacterized. Gene Ontology annotation, molecular function: oxidoreductase activity. The record is from RefSeq and is a predicted model, not a curated record. Lineage: Eukaryota; Fungi; Ascomycota; Sordariomycetes; Hypocreales; Nectriaceae. The coding region runs from base 1 to 921 and encodes 306 amino acids. The transcript has 2 exons.
AUGCCUCAAUUAGUCUGGCUAGUAACAGCUACUACUUCGGGCCUCGGUGCCGCAGUGGUGCAGAACCUCACCGCGAGAGGUGAUAAGGUCAUCGCGACAGGAAGAGGGGCAACGGAACGGCUCAAGCAUUUGCAGUCUGAUGACGUGUUUCUUCUCGAUCUUGAUGUUACUGCGCCUCGAGCUGAGAUCGACGAGCAAGUAAAGAGAGCCUGGGAUGUUUGGGGACGCAUCGAUGUUCUCUUGAACAAUGCUGGCAUUUCAGCACCUAAGAGUAUUGAGGAGGCAGACGACGACUUUGUUCGUAACGUCUUCGACGUCAACCUCUUUGGAACGGUACAUGUUACUCAAGCUAUCCUGCCAUACUUCAGGGCCCUACAAAGCGGCACGGUUGCCUUCAUCGGAGCUGGCGUGGGUUGGGGUCCGUUGCCAUUCUUAGGCCAUUACGCCGCUUCUAAGGCUGCUCUGGGUGCCUUUGUUGAAUGCUUAGCCAAAGAGGUACGCCGCUUCAACAUUCGGUGCAUCAUCUUCGAACCUGGUGGUUUCCCGUCUCAGCUCGGUCAACCUCGUGAAGGUUCAGUCGAAGGAUUCGGGAAGUACAAGCCUGCUAUAGAUGCUUACAAUCCCGGGUUUGAGGAGUUGAUGGACGUGUUCAUUUCGGAUAUUGGCCCGAAUGUGCCAGGUGAUAUCAGUAAGUUGUCAGAGCGCAUCGUGGAUUGCGUCAAGGUCGAGGGGGCCAGUGCUGGAAGGCCGGAGCCGGUGAGAGUUAUUCUUGGAAGUGAUGCAUUACGGUUGAUAGAGCAGAAGUGUAAGGAGCAGCUUGAGCUUGCGAGUAGUUGGGAGGAUGUCAGUCUUAGUACGGAUCGGGAUGGGCAUGAUCAUGUUGCAAGUAAAGGAAUGCUGCGUUUCUCAUCAAUUCUAUAG